AUGUCAGUUACUUGUCAAGGUUGGAACUUUACUUCAAACCAUACCUCUGAUGAAGAUGGACGGAUAAUUCUAAUUUGGAGAUCCCCGGCAGUUGUUAGAGUUCUAUGCCAAUCCAGGCAAUCAAUUACCUGCGAAAUUGCUAUCUCAAGUAGUCAAAAAUUUAUCGCUACCACAGUGUACGCUUCUAAUCUUGGAGAAGAGAGGUCUGACCUAUGGGUAGAGCUUCUUAAUCUCCAUCAAUCUCUGCACCUCUAUUGCUGUCCGUGGGUCCUCUGUGGUGACUUCAAUCAGAUAACUCAUCCUGCAGAACAUUCUAAUGCUUCAGUUAAUGCUCUCUCCACGGAUAUGAUUGAUUUUAGAGAUUGCCUACAGCAAUUGGGGAUGUUUGACCUACGCUAUCAAGGUCUUUUCAACACUUGGAUAAACCAUCAACCUUCGAACCCUAUUGCUAAGAAAUUGGAUCGCUUGCUCGUUAACCACCACUGGAUCUCUUCUUUACCUCAUAGUGCAGCAACCUUUCUGCCCCCUGAAUUCUCUGACCAUAGCCCUUGUCUUCUAGACCUAGCCACAACCCUUCCCCGUGCUGGAACCAGACCAUUCAAAUUCUUAAACUACCUUACCAAACACCCAAAUUUCUCAUCCGCGGUUGAGGAAGCUUGGAUUCGAGCCGGAAGCUCAGCUACCAGUCUCACUGAACUUUGCUGGAAACUAAAAUCACUAAAGAGUACUUUAACAACAAUAAAUAGAGAGAACUAUUCGAAAAUUCAAGAGAGAGUGAGUUUGACUAACCGUUUGUUAAAGGAUGUGCAGGUCCAGGCUAUGCAAUCUCCUUCCCCUGCUCUAUACCAACAAGAGCGAGACCUACAUCAGAAAUGGGAAUUCCUGAAAAAAAUUGAAGAAGCCUACUUUCGACAGAAAUCAAGAGUUAACUGGCUAAAAGAAGGUGAUCAAAAUACCUCAUAUUUCUUCCGAGUCUCUGUGGUUAGAGCUGCUGGUAACUCAAUCAGAUCGUUUCUGCUUCCAUCGGGUGAUCUAAUUACGGAUCCCCUGGAGAUGAGCUCUUUAGCUGUGGACCAUUUCAAAGGGGUUAUGGCUCCUGCGGUGCUACCUGUGUCCUUAUCCUCAGUCCAAUGGUUCCGGAAUCUCAUCACUUAUAGAUGCUCUGACGUCCACAAAUCUUCACUCUCAUCAAUUCCUGCACCUGCGGUUAUCAGCCGAUGUUUAUUAAAAUUAAACCCAAAUAAGGCUCCAGGUCCAGAUGGUCUAACCUCAGGUUUCUUCAAAUCUGCAUGGUCUUUCUUAGGGCAGGAGGUCAUAGCAUCAGUGCAAAAAUUCUUCCUCACUGGUUUCUUACCAUCCCCUGCUAACGCCACAAUUCUCUUGUUGGUCCCUAAACAUCCGGGUGCUUCAGCUAUUGGUGAUUAUAGACCCAUCUCUUGUUGUGCAACAUUGUAUAAGGCUAUCUCUAAGAUGUUGGUUAUGAAACUGAAACCACUUCUCCCAGAUCUGAUUCUUCCUAACCAAACAGCAUUUGUGCAAGGGCGUCUACUAGUGGAAAACACGAUCCUGGCAACGGAAUUGGUCAAUGGAUAUCAUAAACAGAAUGGUCCAAAGAGGAUUGCAAUCAAAGUUGAUAUUGCUAAAGCUUUUGACACUCUAAGUUGGGACUUCAUAUUAAACUGCUUGGCAGGUAUAGACGUGCCAAACUCCUUCCUCCUAUGGCUAAAGGCUUGUAUUUGUACUCCAAAUUUCACAGUGGGCUAUAAUGGUUCUAUUCAUGGUUAUUUUAGAAGCAAACGAGGUCUACGCCAAGGGGAUCCUCUUUCUCCAUAUCUGUUUGUUAUAGCUAUGAACUGCUUAUCUAUUUUACUAAACGCUGGAGCUACAGAAGGAAAGUUCAAAUACCACCACAAGUGUCAAACAUCAAAACUCACUCACCUCUGUUUUGCUGAUGACCUCCUGAUCUUCACAGAUGGCUCUCUCAGCUCAGUGCAGAAUAUUCUUCAGAUUUUGGAAGAGUUUGAGCGCCUCUCGGGUCUAGCAGUCAGUCUUCAAAAAACGUCAUUCUUCUCCUCUGGCCUUUCAGAGUCUGAGAUUCAAGUUAUCAGCUCAACAACAGGACUCACUCACGGCUCUCUGCCAAUUCGUUACCUUGGAAUUCCUCUUUCUUCAAAGAAACUGUCUCUUCUCAAUUGUGCACCUCUAUUGCAACACAUAAAAGGAAAAAUCAACUCCUGGAGCGCGCGCUCUUUUUCAUUUGCAGGAAGACUCUUGAUGUUGAAAACAGUAAUUGCGGGGAUCACAAAUUUCUGGUGCUCCACCUUUGUAAUCCCAAAGGCCUGUGUCAAAAAAAUCAACUCCCUCUGCAGUGCUUAUCUAUGGCAAGGCACUACAGAAGUACACCAUUCAGCUCGUGUUGCUUGGGAAACAAUAACACUAUCAAAGGAGGAAGGAGGUCUAGGAUGCAGAGACUUAGUUACCUGGAAUAAGGCGUGUACAUUGAAACUGGUGUGGCUUCUGUUUUGCAACUCUGGUUCGAUCUGGGUGGCUUGGUACGUUAAUGAAGUUUUGCAGGGUUCAUUGAGCAAUUACUGGACCUGCAAAGUAAAACAAAAACAUUCUUGGUUAGCUAACAAGCUAAUCAAAAUCAGAGAUACGGCUUACAACUGGAUCAAGCGUCGAGUUGGCAAUGGAAAAAACACAAGAUUCUGGACAGACAAUUGGUCUCCGUUUGGCGAUCUCCGAAAUUUCUUACAGUCGGAAACUACUAGGAGGAUGAGAAUUGGCACUCUCACCACACUCAAUGACUUAUACAGCAACGGUCACUGGAAUUUGGCCCCUGCACGUUCCGAAAACCAGGUGAUUCUUCAAUCCCACCUAACUACUCUAUCUCUAUCAGAUACAGAGGACUAUUACGAAUGGAUCUGUGAUGAUGUCGUCUGGACCAAGUACCUUACUGGAAAAAUGUAUGAUUCGUUGAAGGCUCAUGCUCCGAUUGUCCCUUGGAAGACGUCGGUGUGGAACUCCGGUGGUAUCCCAAAGCAUAGCUUCCUCACUUGGCUCUUCGUUCUCAACAGAUCUCCAACUAAAGAUCGUCUGCUCAAUUGGGGUUUACUGGUUGAUCCCAUGUGUCUCCUCUGCAAUCGCUGCGCUGAGAACAAAAAUCAUCUAUUUUUCGAUUGCAGCUUCAGUUGGUCAAUUUGGGGACAUCUCGGGUCACGCUGUGGAAUAAUCCCUUCAAAAUCUUGGGAUUCAACUCUCUUACACUUGCAGCAGCUUCAGGGAAGAAGAUCAAAGCGUAAACUGACACUUCUGGUUUGGCAAUGUGCCAUCUACUUCAUUUGGACUGAACGAAACGCUCGACUCCACCGCAAUGCCUUCAGAUCAGCAUCCUCAAUUAUCUCCUCCAUUGAUUCUCUAAUUCGUAACCGCUGCUCUAGCCUCCGUGAUGUGAACUCAAAUCAAGCUUCCGAGAUGAUUCAGUUGUGGUUCUCCACCUCAUCAGUCUGA
Microthlaspi erraticum is the source of this 3510-nucleotide messenger RNA. The record is from the annotation of a GenBank genome assembly. Lineage: Eukaryota; Viridiplantae; Streptophyta; Magnoliopsida; Brassicales; Brassicaceae.